GUCUUGCUUCCUUAUUUGUAAACAGAACUUACAUGCCGAUAAUAAAAUAAAUAACAUGUUAUUUAAAUAAUUACUUUUAUUAGAUAUAAAGUGAAAUAAAAUAAAAUGUUCGUAUUAGCUGAAUUAAAAGACACAAUACGUAUUGAACCAAGUCAAUUUCAUAUAGAUUUCCUGGAGGCUUUGCGAGAUGAAAUUAAUCGGAAACUUGCUAAUAAGGUUUUAUUAAAUGUUGGUCUAUGCAUAGCAUUAAAAGAUAUUGUAUCAAUUGAAAAGUCAUUGAUUCUACCCGGUGAUGGUGCGUCUCACACAGAAGUCGUAUUCCGAUACAUUGUGUUUCGACCACAAGUAGGCAGUGUAAUUACUGGUAAAAUACGCAGCUGCAGUCAUGAGGGUGUUCAUGUUACACUAGGCUUUUUUGACGAUAUAUUAAUACCUCCAGCAGCUUUACAACAUCCUUCACGUUUUGAAGAGACAGAACAAGCUUGGGUGUGGGAAUAUCCUUUAGAAAAUAAUGAAAAGCAUGAUUUGUUCAUGGAUAUAGGAGAAUCGAUCAAAUUUAGGGUAGCAAGUGAAUGUUUUGAGGAAAGCUCUCCUAUAGGACCACCAAAAACUGACCAACAAGUAACUAGUUCCACAUUAGCUCAAAAAGAGAUAAAAACUCCAUAUAGAAUUGUGGCUGCAAUAAAUGAAUCAGGCCUAGGUGUGCUGUCUUGGUGGGAUCAACAGAACCAGGAUAUGGAUGAAGGCGAUGAAAAUAAUGAAGAAGACAAUGUUGAAUAUGAAAAUGAUGAAAAUGGUGAAGAAGACUGUUCAUAAAACUAUUUAACGACACAUAAAGAAUAGACCAUAUUGUUUCAAAACAUAAGGUAUUCUAACUUUGACCUACGGCAUUCAAAAAAACUGAAGUGGUGAAAUUGAUGCUCUAGUAGCAACUGCGGGCAAAUACUUUUAUAAACUUAACCCUUAUUGUAUUAAUAAAAUAAAAUAAUUGUACAUAAAAAUUUUUUACAAAAUCGAUGUUAUAAUAAUUUUUCUAAAUUUCUGUCAAGUUCUAAAAUCCAUCGAUUGCAUCAUGUGGAGAAUUUAUGUAUCAAAUUGCCGCAA
Molecule: messenger RNA, 1104 nt
Organism: Teleopsis dalmanni
Lineage: Eukaryota; Metazoa; Arthropoda; Insecta; Diptera; Diopsidae
Gene: Polr3H
Product: DNA-directed RNA polymerase III subunit RPC8
Exons: 4
Coding region: 106-816 (236 amino acids)
Biological process (GO): transcription initiation at RNA polymerase III promoter; DNA-templated transcription
Cellular component (GO): RNA polymerase III complex
Molecular function (GO): DNA-directed RNA polymerase activity; DNA binding
Source: RefSeq, a predicted model, not a curated record